This is a messenger RNA of Geodia barretti, 528 nucleotides long. The record is from the annotation of a GenBank genome assembly. Lineage: Eukaryota; Metazoa; Porifera; Demospongiae; Tetractinellida; Geodiidae.
AUGACCCAAACGGCCCCGAAAAUCGACGCAUCCAAGACAGCCGUCCUGAUAAUGGACUUCCAGCAGCGCAUUGUGAAUAACGUGGCGUCGGAACCGGAGGCAGUGGUUCGAAACGCCGCCCGCGCCCUGGAAGGUGCCCGUGCCGCUGGCAUCCCGGUCAUUUACGUGGUUCACCGGGGUGGGCCGUUCGCCGAGUACGCUCCCGACGUGGAACUGCACGGGGGCGUGGCGCCGGCGGAAGGCGAGUUAAUCAUCACCAAGACCAAGCCCGGACCCUUCUCGACCACCGCUCUGGACGUCGGUCUGCGGGAGAUGGGAAGGGACAAUCUGGUUGUGAUGGGCGUGGCCACCAGCGGUUGUGUUCUCUCCUGCGUCCGGUGGGCGGUCGAUGUGAACUACAGUUUUGUCGUGGUCGCCGACGCAUGCUCGGAUGCGGACCCGGAGGUCCAUCGUGUAUUGACCGAGAAGGUGUAUCCGCGUCAGGGAACCGUCAUCAGCACUGACGAGUUCCUGGCGGCCAUAACAUAG